Messenger RNA from Danio aesculapii, 5978 nucleotides. It is a transcript of the gene syn3, whose product is annotated as synapsin III. Bases 67 to 1665 code for a protein of 532 amino acids. Gene Ontology annotation, biological process: neurotransmitter secretion. Lineage: Eukaryota; Metazoa; Chordata; Actinopteri; Cypriniformes; Danionidae. The record is from RefSeq and is a predicted model, not a curated record. Gene Ontology annotation, cellular component: synaptic vesicle; synaptic vesicle membrane. The transcript has 14 exons. Gene Ontology annotation, molecular function: ATP binding.
GCACCGUGAGCGCGCGCUGCUGCUGGAGUCUGUUUGGCACGAGCGCGGAUCUAAUUGAGAGUCAUCAUGAAUUACCUGCGCAGGCGUCUGUCGGACAGCAGUUUUGUGGCCAAUCUGCCCAAUGGCUACAUGAUGGACCUGCAGAGAUCCUCCAGCUCCAGCAGCUCUCCGGCGUCUCCGGCCACAGAGCGCCGUCCUGCUCCUGCACCAGCCCCUGCUCCUGCACCAGCCCCUGCACCCACCCUGACCCCCACACCAGCCCCUGCACCGGCCCCCGCACCACCCCCGGGCCCCGCAGGCUUCCUCAGCUCAUUCUCCAGUGUGGUGAAGACGGCUCAGAUCGCCAGCGCCGUCCAGGCCAAAGCCUCUGCGCACACAGACGCCGCUGCGCCCAAACCUGCCGCCCGCAAACCCAGAGUCCUGCUGGUCAUCGACGAGCCGCACACAGACUGGGCGAAGCACUUCAGAGGGAGGAAGCUGAAUGGAGAAUAUGAGAUCCGGGUGGAGCAGGCAGAGUUCUCGGAGAUCAAUCUGGUGUCGUGUGUGAACUCCGGCUGUACAGUGGACAUUCAGGUCACUCGAGGAGGAACUAAAGUGGUCAGGUCUGUGAAGCCAGAUUUUGUGCUGGUCCGCCAGCAUGCGUACAGUAUGACCCCCGGUGAGGACUUCCGGAAUCUGGUGAUCGGCCUCCAUUACGGCUCCAUCCCCAGCGUCAACACACUCUUCUCCAUAUACAACUUCUGCAGCAAACCCUGGGUGUUUUCUCACAUGAUCAAGCUCUAUCAGACUCUCGGCCCGGAGAAGUUUCCACUCAACGAGCAAACCUUCUUCCCAAACCACACACAGAUGUUGCCCACUGCUUCAUUCCCGGUGGUGGUGAAGAUGGGACACGCCCACGCCGGCAUGGGGAAGAUUAAGGUGGAGACGGUCAGUGAUUUCCAGGACAUCACCAGUGUCGUGGCCAUCGCUAAAACCUACGCCACCGCCGAGCCCUUCGUCCAGUCCAAAUACGACAUCCGCAUCCAGAAGAUCGGAAACAACUACAAAGCCUACAUGAGGACGUCCAUCUCAGGGAAUUGGAAAGCUAACACAGGUUCAGCCAUGCUAGAGCAGAUCGCCAUGACUGACAGGUACCGUGUUUGGGUGGACUCGUGUGCAGAGAUGUUCGGUGGUCUGGACAUCUGCGCUGUUAAAGCUGUCCAUGGAAAAGACGGGAACGAUUACAUCAUAGAGGUGAUGGACAGCUCCAUGCCUCUGAUUGGUGAGCAUGUAGAGGAGGACCGGCAGCUGAUCUGUGAUCUGGUCAUCAGUAAGAUGAGUUUGGCUCUGCUGGGAGUGAACACACCCCUGACCGCUAAUAAGACUCAACCCGGACCACAGACGAGCCAGCCGAAGCGCUCCACAGGUGGUCCUCGUUCUCAGUCGGGUCAGGCGUCUCCUCAGCGUGCGCGCUCCGCCUCCACCUCCCCCAGUCAGGCCUUCCAGCCCGGCCCGAUGCCCUCCGGUGGCACACACACACAGAAGCAGCCCGCGCAGCUCAAUAAAUCUCAGUCUCUCACAAACACCUUCACCGAGACGCUUCGAGGAAACGUGACGGACGACGAGGCCAAAGCAGAAACCAUCCGCAGCCUGCGCCAGUCCUUCGCCAGCCUGUUCUCUGACUAACACACACACACACACUUACAGACACACACACUCUCAUAUAUACACUCACACAUACACUCUCAUACACGCAAACACACAGUCAAAUAUACACUCACACACAUGCACACAAUCUCUUAAAUAUACACACACACACACACACAGACACAAACUCACUCAUAUAUAAACUCACACACACUCAUAUACUACACUUACACACAGAUUCUUGUAUACACACACACACACACACACACACACUAUUUAAUACACUCAAACAUAUAAACAUACUCUUAUUUACAUGCUCACACACACACACACACACACACACACACACGCACACACACUCUUAUACACACACACACACACACACUGUCUUAUAUACACUCCUAAAUAGACAGACACAAUAAUUAACACACACACACACACACAGUUGUGACCGCUGCCUUGUUGUGAGUGCUUCAUCUCUGGUUGUGUUUUAAAUGGUGAGAAUGGUGAGGCUCUUAAUCUAAAUGACUUUAGACCGGUUUUAAAGUAAGAGAACUGCUUCAUUUGGCUUUAACAGCCAUUUUGAAGUGAUGGAAUUGUCUCUGAUUUAUUGUUUUCUGAUUAAAUCAAGCUCUUAGAUGUAGAAUUAAGCAGAAAAUAGCUGUGAAAGUGCCAUUUAACACUUUAAAAACCUUCUUCUAUUAUCACAAACUAAUGGAAGAGCCGUAUUUAUUAUUUACUGGAUCCUGAAAACACUUAUUUUAUUUUAUUAUAUUUGAAUAUUUUAAUUUAUUUAAUUGUUUACGGUUUUGUAUUCAUUUUUAACCGUUUUAAUUCUGCACACACCUGAAAACAGGUGAAAUCAGAGAUGUCCUUCAUUAAUGAUCUGUAAUGAACAGAGCCGCUCGUUUGAUUUGCGUUCUGUGAUUCAUGUGAAUCGACUCGGGGUGAAUCGGUUCGACGACUCGCUCUUCUCUUCCAGCUGGAGUGUCUGUGUAAAGCCAUCAUGAGAUCUGAUGCAAACGUGUAUCGAGCAGCAAUAUUCCCCGCAGGAAUAGAGCUCCGUCUUCCACCGAUCAAUCUUCCCUUUAUAUCAGAAAUAUCCGCCAUCUACUUGAGCUUCACUCGGUUCCUUUUCGAGACUCACUAGAGUGUUCGAAUCUUUCCCGUGAAGCGCACACUUCAUUUAAAGCAAAGCAAUGAAUGAGAGGAUACUCAAUUACUCAUGUGCUGAAAUACUAACAAUACACACUAGCGUUAGAAAUCAAGAGCCGAACACUUGCGUUCAGUUUAUUAAUAAGAUAACGAGAUUCUGUUGAUGAUCAAUAUUGUACAGUGAGUGUUGUUCGGUGUUUAAUUUACGUUCGGCUUGUUAUUAUGGACCAAACUGUCGAAGUGUUUGCUUUGUUUUUCUGAGAGCGAAUCAGCGCAGCGAAGCCAUAAAAUAAAACACGAGUGAUUCGGUCACGUGUUUGACUGCUGCGCUCGUGCUCGCCAUCGUGUGGACUGAUGAUGAUGUGCCUCAACUGUUUAUCGUACGGACGUUACCGUUUCCGCCAGCUAAGAAAAGAGUCGAAAAUAGUCGAAAUUAUGACUUCAAAGUUUGACAACCAGAUUAAGUAAAAUUUUUGACUACGAAGUCAAAAUUACGAGAUUAAAAAGUCGAAAUUAUUAAGUCGAAAUUAUGACUUGCCUCAAAAAUUUGACAUGCUAAAUCAAAAUGACUUUCUCAGUUGAAAUUGUGAUACAAUUGUUUAAAUUAUGACUAUUAAAGAUGAAAUUGACAAAUCAAAAUUACGUUAAAAAGUCGAAACUCAAAGUUAUGAUUCACUAAACUAAAAUUAAGAGAUUAAAUAAUAUAAAUUAUGACUAGAGUCGAUAUUGCGUCAAAAUUAUGACUAUAUUAUAACUUCAUAAAUCAAAAUGAUGAUUAUGAUGAUGAGUCGAAAUUAAACUUUGCGGUCACAUUAUUUCGCCAGUAGGUGGCGACAAACAACCAUAGAAAUAUGUCACUUAAUUAAUUCUUUAAAAAAUGAUUAAUUUAACUAAAUAUGACGUCUAUAUAAGAGACCUGUUCAAUCAUUAAAUAUAUUUAAAAUAUAUUAAAGCUAUAUAAAAUACAAGUAUAUACAACCAUUGGAAUUAUGUACAUAUAUGUUCAAAUAUACUACGAUGAUAUAUCUGUUUAUUAUAUAUAACAUGUAACUAUAUAUGUUUUAUUCAUUCAUUCAUUCAUGUUCAUCCGCUUUUCCGGGGUCGGGUUGUAGGGGCAGCAGUCUCAGGAGAGAACCCCAGACUUCCCUCUCCCUAGACAUUUCCUCCAGCUCCCUUGGAGGGAUCCCAAGGCAUUCCUAGGCCAGCCGAGAGACAUAGUCCCUCCAGCAUGUCCUGGGUCUUCCCUGAGGCCUCCUCCCGGCCAGUUUUUGUGUCUGACGAUUGGGUUGUCGUGGUCCUAACCUUCGACCACCACCCGUUCCACAAUCCACCGGCCUCUUACGGCUCCCCCUGCAGGUGGUGAGCCUGCGGGAGGAUGGUCCCACGUUGCUCCUUCGGGCUAAGCCCAGCCGGGUUCUGUGGGAAAAAACUCGGCCACCAGGUGCUCACAAACGAGCCCCAACCCCACGCCUGGCUCCAGGGUGGGGCCUCGGCUGGGCCGUACCGGGCGACGGUCACGCUCCUCAGUGUUUUUGUACUCAUAAGAGGAUUUUGAACCACACUCAGUCUGACCUGUCACCUAUGACCUUUUGCCUUGGGAGACCCUACAUGACAUGGCUCUUAGGAUCACCCAGGCAUUCAAACCCCUCCACCACGAUAAGGCGGCGGGUCAUAGAGGAGUGUAUGUUUUAUAUUAUAUAAAAUAAAUGAAUAUUUUAAUUAUCAUUUCAGUUCAUGAUUCAUUAACUAGCUUAAAUUAACCAUGUUUUGUUAGAUUAGUCGUUUUUGAUGGUUGUUUGUCUCCACCUAUUGGCAAAACAAUGUCAUUUCUACAUUUUGAACUGUCAUCAUUUUGAUCUUAGGUUACACGGUGGGUAGCGCUCUCGCCUCACAGCAACAAGGUCACUGGUUCGAGUCCCGGCUGGGUCAGUUGGUGUUUCUGUGUGGAGUUUGCAUGUUCUCCUCAUGUUGGCAUGGGUUUCCUCCAGGUGCUCCAGUUUCCCCCACAGUCCAAACGCAUGCGAUACAGGGGAAUUGGGUAAGCAAAAUUGUCCAUAGUGUGUGUGUGUAAAUGAGUGUGUAUGGAUGUUUCCCAGAGAUGGGUUGCAGCUGGAAGGGCAUCCGCUGCAUAAAACGUGUUCUGGAUAAUUGGUGGUUCAUUCUGCUGUGGCGACCCCUGAUUAAUAAAGGGACUGAGCUGAAAAGAAAAUGAAUAAAUGAAUCAUUUAGAUUUUCUAUCUUGUAAUUUGAUUUUGCCAAGUCAUAAUAUGAUUAUGACACAUUUCAAUCUCUGAAGUCCUCAUUUCGACUUUACAUGUCAUAAUUCCGUUUUUGCUAAGUCAUAAUAUCGACUUUAAAGUAUAUAUGUUUUUUCUUACCUGUCGGAAACAGGCUUCCACGUCAUCGAGACUCUGUGAUGCUGAAUCUUUUAUAUGAUUCUUUUGAUUCAUGAAUCAUCUGCGUAGAUCUGUGGCUCAGUGUUUUUGUCGUCAGCAUCAUUUGCAUGAAUCGUGAGUUUUCAUUCGGUCUGGCAUCAAUAAUCAGAUGUUUCUGUAUGAAUGAUCGCAGGUGAAUCUGUUAAACACACACACACACAUCCAAUAGCAGAGGACGUGACUGUGCAGGAAAAGCUCAUUUAUAGUUUCCUACAGUCAAUCAAAACCAGCUAGUAUGAUCACAGUCACGUCCUGAUUGAUGUCAUGGGUGUAAAAUGAACAUAUGAGGAGAUUUACCGCGGUAAAUGUGGCAUGAAGCGUCUGUAGUGUUUGUGUAAAUCAUUGUCUUCAACAUGGAAGGUGAUUAGGGACAAAAAUAUGAACAAAACGUGAAAUAUGAACAAAUCAACCAAUUAAAUUGCUCUAUUUGAGACCAUAUUUGCAUAUGAUUAUUGUAUUGUACAUUGGGAUACAUGUUCAAUCAUCAGAUGUCAUGUUUAUUCAUGAAGGAUAUUGUAAUCAGACAGCGUGUAUCAUAUGAACGUGUAUAUAUAUAUAUAAUUGCAUAAAAUGAAUGACCACCUCUUCACAUUCAAACUGAUCAAAUCUGAACAUGGACAAAUGUAACGUGCACUGUUUAUAGACUGAAUCUUGACCACCUUCCAUAUUUACUGUGUUUAGAAAACUUUUCAUUGUUUUUGUUUUUAUAUUUUGUCUCUGAUGAAUGGAAAUGCUAUUAAAGUCAAAUGUGUUUAAUAUGAA